AUGGUCGUCCUCAUACGCGGCUGCAACUUCAGCACCGCGGACAGCUCCCUCCCCACCUCCAGCCUCAGCACCGACCUCUCCCUGCGGGACUCCCCGGCGGCGGCGUCCCAGAGCCCCGGUGGCCUGAGCCGGAGCGGCCACACGGUGGUGGCCGUCUGCCUCGGCUUCAUCCUGGUGGCGGGGAUCCUCAACAACCUGCUCACUCUGCUCGUCUUCGCCAAGUUCCGCUCGCUGUGGACGCCCAUCAACCUCAUCCUGCUCAACAUCAGCCUCAGCGACAUCCUGGUCUGCGUGUUCGGGACUCCCUUCAGUUUCGCUGCCAGUGUGCAGGGGAGGUGGCUCAUUGGGGAGCACGGCUGCAAGUGGUACGGCUUCGCCAACUCACUCUUCGGGAUCGUCUCCCUGGUGUCCCUGUCCGUUCUCUCCUACGAGCGCCACACCACCGUGCUGCGUUCCUCUCAGGUCGACAUCUCGGACUACAGGAAGGCCUGGCUCUGUGUCGGAGGCUCCUGGCUCUACUCUCUCCUCUGGACUGUCCCGCCAUUCCUGGGUUGGAGCAGCUACGGGCCUGAGGGUCCGGGCACCACAUGCUCGGUCCAGUGGCACCUCCGCUCGCCCACCAGCGUGUCGUACGUGUUGUGUCUCUUCAUCUUUUGUCUCCUGCUGCCCCUUCUGCUCAUGGUCUACUCCUAUGGAAGAAUCCUGGUUGCAAUCAGGAGGGUGGGUAAGAUCAACCUGCUGGCCGCGCAGCGCAGAGAGCAGCACAUUUUGGUGAUGGUGUUGUCCAUGGUUUCCUGCUACAUGCUGUGCUGGAUGCCCUACGGAAUCAUGGCCCUGAUUGCCACCUUCGGUCGGCUGGGACUGGUCACUCCCAUAGCCAGUGUGGUGCCCUCAGUCCUGGCCAAGUUCAGCACCGUCAUCAACCCGGUCAUCUACAUGUUCUUUAACAACCAGUUUUACAGAUGCUUUGUGGCUCUGAUCAAGUGCAGUGAUGAGCCUCAGUCUGUUCAUGAAGAAGUGCACCCGACCCCAAGGACCCCACUCUCAGGCUUUUAG
Molecule: messenger RNA, 1056 nt
Organism: Paralichthys olivaceus (Japanese flounder)
Lineage: Eukaryota; Metazoa; Chordata; Actinopteri; Pleuronectiformes; Paralichthyidae
Gene: tmtops3a
Product: teleost multiple tissue opsin 3a
Biological process (GO): phototransduction; cellular response to light stimulus; G protein-coupled receptor signaling pathway
Cellular component (GO): plasma membrane; photoreceptor outer segment
Molecular function (GO): G protein-coupled photoreceptor activity
Source: RefSeq, a predicted model, not a curated record